UAUAUAUAAUUAUUUUCAGUUAAAUCAUAAAUUAAUAUGUGAUUUUUAAAAAGUGGUGUUUCAACCCUGUUUACGGCGAAUUGGUUGCUGUCAAAUAUCAGAUUAAAAUUAGUAAUCACUACCAGACGCAAAUCUGCCGAAAAAGUUUACUGUUUUCCGUGCAUCUGUUAAUAAAAUCACAGAUAACAAUGGCCAGUGAACAAGCUAAAGAAGCCAAAUUGAACGAGAAGAUUAUUGGCGAGUUCCAACAGCUAAGGAAUGAACAACGAAAUCUUGUAAACAAUUUAAAUACGCUGGAAAUGGAUCUGAAAGAACACAAAACUGUGAUAGAAACACUCAAAACAGUGGAUCCAGAACGUAAAUGCUUUCGACUGAUUGGCGGCGUGCUGGCAGAACGAACCGUCAAAGAUGUGCUACCGCAACUGAUUGAAAACAAAGACUUCAUUGAGAAGACGAUCACGCGAGUAAACGAAGACCUUACCGCAAAAGGACAACAGAUUAAUAAAUUCAAAGAAGAACACAAUAUAAAGAUACGCGGUGAACAAAUGUCCAAUGAACAACCAAGAAGUGAAGAAGAAGAAAAAAAAUCGGAAAAUCGAAACGUUUUGGUGUCGAACUAAAUACAAAUUUUAUGUAAAUGAAUAUGAUGUGUGAUGUGGGCAAGAACUAAGUAUUGAUGUGCUCGUUCAACUCGCGUUCAUAAUUCUGAAAUGAGUGUGGGAAUUCUCAAUAAUCAAAGAUAAGAAUUACACUUAAUAUCUGUAAUAAGCUUAACUUUCAUUAAAUCGAAAAGUGUUUCAGUUCUGUUGCAUGGAAUUGAAGAUUAAUCUAGUUUCCAUAAUAAAUUGAAGGUUGUUUGCGAAGAGAAAAACACUUUCAUUGAUUCAAAUUGUAUAUGUAUAUUUAAUUAAAAUAUUUUUUUAAAAACAAAAAAA
Bactrocera oleae (olive fruit fly) is the source of this 935-nucleotide messenger RNA. RefSeq names its product prefoldin 2 (gene Pfdn2). Gene Ontology annotation, cellular component: prefoldin complex; cytoplasm. Lineage: Eukaryota; Metazoa; Arthropoda; Insecta; Diptera; Tephritidae. Gene Ontology annotation, biological process: protein folding. The record is from RefSeq and is a predicted model, not a curated record. Gene Ontology annotation, molecular function: protein folding chaperone.